Molecule: messenger RNA, 2503 nt
Organism: Myripristis murdjan (pinecone soldierfish)
Lineage: Eukaryota; Metazoa; Chordata; Actinopteri; Holocentriformes; Holocentridae
Gene: enc3
Product: ectodermal-neural cortex 3
Exons: 4
Coding region: 304-2073 (589 amino acids)
Biological process (GO): ubiquitin-dependent protein catabolic process
Cellular component (GO): cytoplasm; Cul3-RING ubiquitin ligase complex
Molecular function (GO): protein binding
Source: RefSeq, a predicted model, not a curated record
ACCAGCAGUGCCUUUGCUCUUUCUCUGUGCAAAGCUCAUUCUGCGGGCUGCGUGUCUUUCGAGAGGACUGCCAAGCGCACAAACUUUUUAAAAAACCAUCUUGUGCGUAAAAACCAACAACCGGGAUACCAAUACCAAUGGGUCACCCUCAUCGCAGCGUUUCAGGACACAAUAUUGUUGUAGACACGGAAAGCAGCUUUGUCUGAAUUGUUCAACAACCCCAAACAAUCAGCGGCUGGGCGAGUUGCGAGAUAAAGCGUCCGGAGGGAUCCAAAGAGAGAGGCGAUUUAGGUCCAAGUCAGGAUGUCUGUCAGCAACCACGAAAACAGAAAGUCUCGGUCCAGUUCCGGCUCCAUGAACAUCCAGCUCUUCCACAAGACGUCCCAUGCUGACAGCCUGUUGACUCAGCUCAACCUGCUACGCAAACGGAGAGUCUUCACAGAUGUUGUCCUCAAGGCCGGCAACCGGGCGUUCCCCUGCCACCGGGCCGUCCUGGCCUCCUGUAGCCGGUAUUUUGAGGCCAUGUUCAGCGGUGGCCUCAGGGAGAGCCGCGAUGCUGAGGUCAACUUCCAUGACUCUCUCCACCCGGAAGUGCUCGAGCUCUUGCUUGACUAUGCCUACUCAGCCCGAGUCAUCAUCAACGAGGAAAAUGCUGAGUCACUCCUAGAAGCUGGCGACAUGCUACAGUUCCAUGACAUCAGGGAUGCCGCGGCGGAGUUUCUAGAGAGGAAUCUCCACCAGUCAAACUGUCUGGGGAUGAUGCUGCUGUCAGACGCCCACCAGUGCCAGAGACUGUACGAGCUGUCGUGGAGGAUGUGCCUGGCAAACUUUGCUUCCCUGUACAGGACAGAAGACUUCCUCAGCCUCCCCAGAGACAAAGUCCAGGAGCUGAUCUUCAGUGAAGAGCUGGAGGUGGAGGAUGAAAGCCUGGUGUACGAAGCUGUCAUCGACUGGGUCAAGGCUGACAUGGAGCGGAGGCACAGCGAACUGCCCGAGCUGUUACGUUGCGUCCGUCUGGCGCUGCUCCCCGAGACGUACCUGCUGAAGAAUGUGGCCUCGGAGGAGCUGGUGAUGGGCCACAAGGUGGGACGGGAGAUCGUAGAGGACGCUGUGCGCUGCAAGAUGAGGAUCCUUCAGAACGACGGUAUUGUAACAGGCUUCUGUGCGCGGCCCAGAAAGGUCAGCCAGGCCCUGCUGCUCCUGGGAGGACAGACGUUCAUGUGCGAUAAAGUCUACAUGAUUGACAACAAGACCAAGGAGAUCACCCCUAAAACAGACAUACCCAGCCCCAGGAAAGAAUGCAGUGCCUGUGCCAUUGGUUGUAAGGUCUAUGUUACUGGCGGGCGUGGGUCUGAGAACGGAGCUUCAAAAGAUGUCUGGGUCUACGACACGCUACACGACGAGUGGUCCAAAGCUGCACCUAUGCUGGUCGCUCGGUUUGGACAUGGGUCUGCUGAGCUCGACCACAUGCUGUACGUUGUGGGGGGGCAUACGUCUCUUGCGGGCUCCUUCCCAGCUUCCCCGUCUGUGUCGCUCAAACAGGUGGAGCAGUAUGACCCUCAGACCAAUAAAUGGACCCUGGUGGCUCCGCUCAGAGAAGGCGUGAGCAAUGCUGCCGUGGUCGGUGCCAAGAACAAACUUUUUGCCUUUGGCGGCACCAGCGUCAAUAGAGACAAAUUCCCCAAGGUGCAGUGCUUUGACCCGUGCCAGAACCGGUGGACGGUACCGGCCGCCUGCCCACAGCUGUGGCGCUACACGGCUGCGGCGGUUGUCGGCAAUCACGUGGUCGUGAUCGGUGGGGACACAGAAUUCUCGGCCAGCUCUGCUUACCGGUUCAACAGCGAGACGUACCAGUGGUCCAAGUUUGGCGACGUGACGGCCAAGCGGAUCAGCUGCCAUGCGGUGGCGUCAGGAAACAGACUGUACGUGGUCGGGGGCUACUUUGGGGCUCAGAGGUGCAAGACACUUGACUGUUACGACCCUUCAUCUGAUUCUUGGGACAGUGUGACCAGUGUGCCCUACUCACUCAUCCCCACCGCCUUCGUCAGCACAUGGAAGUACCUCUCAGCCUAGAGAGAUGUACAGACUCGCUGAGGUUUCUAUGAUCCGCGGUGGUGUCUGGAAUGCAGGCGUGUGUCUCCCUUCGGUGGCUAUGGAAUGCUCUAGAGGAGGAGGAGUGGGCGUGUGUGUUCCUGCCGUGGGUCCCGUCGAGCCUUGCAUCACAUAUGUGGAGGACCAAAGGCUCGGUUUGGGGAGACCGGAGGCCUCUUGUGUGACUUUCCCACGUUGCAACUAAAGCCCGAGCUGCCCCGGUUGCCAUGUAUACUGCAGGGACUUCUCAGCCGUCUCGAUCCAUCCAGCACACUGACCGCAGCCCAGAAACUGACAGAUAGCAUAGAUGUGUGCUCUGGGCAUUAGGAAUGUUUGGUCUGCCAGCUAGCCUCGGACCGGUCUCUGCAUUUAAAAAAAAAAAAAAAAAAAAAAGGGAAACGGCUGCCUGCAC